CCCCCUUUUCAGGUUCUGAUCAGCAUGGUGUACCUGCCCGAGGCCAUGCCCGCCUCCUUCCAGGCCACCUACACCCCCGUGGAGUCAGCGGGGACCGAGGCCCAGAUCAAACACCUCGCCCGGCUCAUGGCAACGCAGAUGACGGCGGCGGGACUGGGGCCUGGUGUGGAGCAGACGAAGCAGCUGCGGGAGGAGCCCAAGGAGGAGAAGGUUGCCAAGCCCGACGUGGUGCUGAUCAAGCGGCGCCUGUCGGCCCUGGGGCAGGGCCAGGCCAUCGCCGUGCUGGGAGCACACGGAACAGCCCCGGGCCACGACGAGGCCCCACAGGCCAAGAGGAGGCCAGAGCCCAUCCUGCCGUCCACACAGCCACGGCUCCCAGGAGCAGGAGGUCGGAAGAAGGUUUUCCGGCUCAGCGACGUCCUGAAGCCGCUCAGCGACGUCCAAGUGGAGAAACUCAAACUGGGAGCUGUCAGGAGGAUCCUGCGCUCUGAGAGGGCCGUGGCAUCCAGCGGGGCUGCACAG
Neopelma chrysocephalum (saffron-crested tyrant-manakin) is the source of this 522-nucleotide messenger RNA. RefSeq names its product symplekin-like. The annotation marks the transcript as partial. The record is from RefSeq and is a predicted model, not a curated record. Lineage: Eukaryota; Metazoa; Chordata; Aves; Passeriformes; Pipridae. Gene Ontology annotation, cellular component: mRNA cleavage and polyadenylation specificity factor complex. The transcript is spliced from 3 exons.